CAACAACACUCAACGCCAGAGAAAAAAUAAAAGCAUGACGCGUUUUUUUCGUUGUCAAGCUCUUACGUUAAAGCUCUCUGCACCUACUUUUCCCCCAAAAGGAUAAAAUCAAAACAUUUGAAGUAUUCUAUUCUAAUUCACGCAUCUGAUUCCAUUUUCUCUUUUAUGCGGAGCUCGCGAUUUCGCCCAAACACUUCUGGUUCAUUCCAGAAUAAUCGGUGGUGGUCAGUAGUCUUAUCGUUGUUCGUCGGGCUCAUAGCGAGUAUACAGAGAGUGUGGAGUAAGUUUGUGACAAUGGGUUGGGGAAACAUUUACAGGAGGAGGAUGAAAGUCUUCUCUGUUGCUAUAAUCAUCUACUUCGAUUACAAGAGUGUUCAGCAGAGAGAGAAGUGGAUUAAGAAGUCCAAGGUUCCUGCUUUGUGGGAGAAAGCUCAUGAGCGUAAUGCCAAGCGAGUGUUGAAUUUGAUUGUGGAGCUGGAAGGGUUGUGGGUGAAGAUGGGGCAGUAUCUAUCCACUCGCGCUGAUGUUCUUCCUCAGGCUUAUAUUUCUCUUCUCACUCAGUUGCAGGACUCACUCCCUCCUCGCCCUUUGCAGGAGGUUUGUCGAACCAUUGAAAGAGAACUUGGGCAUUCCAUGGAAGUUUUGUUUGCUGAUUUUUCUGACGAACCUUUGGCAACUGCUUCGAUAGCACAGGUUCAUCGUGCUACUCUAGCUAAUGGCCAGGAUGUGGUUGUUAAAGUUCAGCACAAUGGCAUUAGAGCGAUUAUUUUGGAGGACUUGAAGAAUGCAAAGUCCAUCGUUGACUGGAUUGCUUGGGCAGAACCACAGUACGAUUUUAACCCCAUGAUAGAUGAAUGGUGCAAGGAAGCUCCUAGAGAACUAGACUUCAACAUUGAAGCUGAAAAUACUAGAACCGUAUCCAGAAAUCUUGGGUGCAAGAAGACAAAUGAUGAAGUUAGAAGUGACAAUCGGGUUGAUGUUUUAAUUCCAGAUAUAAUCCAGUCGUCUGAGAGUGUGCUCAUUAUUGAGUACAUGGAUGGAAUUCGCUUGAAUGAUGUGGAAUCUCUAGAUGCUUUCGGUGUGGAUAAACAAAAAAUCGUUGAAGAGAUCACUCGUGCAUAUGCCCACCAGAUUUAUGUUGAUGGGUUUUUCAAUGGAGACCCUCAUCCAGGAAAUUUUCUUGUUAGUAAGGAAGCACCACAUCGUCCUAUUUUACUUGAUUUUGGGCUAACGAAGAAACUUUCACAUCCCUUGAAACAAGCACUAGCCAAGAUGUUUCUAGCAUCGGCAGAGGGAGACCAAGUGGCGCUCUUGUCUGCCUUUGCAGAAAUGGGACUGAAGCUGCGGCUCGAUCUGCCAGAUCAGGCAAUGAGUGUGGCAAGUCUCUUCUUCCGGUCUUCAACUCCAUCAAAUGAAGCUGUGAAAACGCUAAAAUCCUUGAACGAUCAAAGAACGCAAAAUAUGAAAGUUAUACAGGAAAAGAUGCAGCUCACCCCGAAAGAAGUUAAACGCUUCAAUCCGAUAGAUGCGUUUCCUGGCGAUAUUGUGAUUUUUGCAAGGGUCAUUAAUCUACUCAGAGGACUUUCAUCCACUAUGAACGUUCAGAUCGUUUAUCUGGACAUCAUGAGACCAUUUGCCGAAUCUGUUCUGUUGGGGAGUAUCAGUCGAGGACCAACAGUAGACACUUCUUGGAUACAUGACUCGCCUGUCCAUUCCGAUGUAGAGUCCAAACUGAGGAAGCUGCUCAUUGAACUUGGGAGUAUCAAGAAAAUACUAGGAAUUCAGGUAUGUGCAUAUAAAGAUGGGAAAGUCAUUAUUGACACUGCUGCUGGAGUACUUGGGAGAUAUGAUCCUCGUCCAGUUCAACCGGACAGUUUAUUUCCUGUUUUCUCUGUGACAAAAGGUAUCACUGCCGGCAUGAUACACUGGCUUGUCGACCAAAGAAAACUCCAGUUCGACCAGACUGUAGGAGAUAUAUGGCCAGGGUUUGGAUCAAAUGGAAAAGAGACCAUAAAGGUCCAUCAUGUGCUUAACCAUACGUCUGGGCUGCACAACGCCUUUGACCCUAUAGGAGAAAAUCCUCUGCUUAUUUGUGACUGGGAUGAAUGUUUGAAACGCCUUGCUAAUUCAUCACCUGAAACAGAGCCUGGCAGUCAGCAGUCUUAUCACUAUCUCACGCUUGGAUGGCUAUGUGGUGGAAUCCUUGAGUAUGCUUCUGGAAAGAAAUUCCAGGAGAUCCUUGAAGAAUCCAUUGUAAAACCCUUAAAGAUCGAUGGAGAACUGUACGUUGGUAUCCCCCCAGGUGUUGAGUCUCGGCUUGCCACAUUGACGCUGGACACCGACGAACUAAACAAGAUUCCGUCCAUUCCUAGUCAGCCUGAACUUCCUUCGACAUUUCAACCAGUGCAGAUCUUUCAAAUAGCAAGCAGCUUGCCAGUCUUAUUUAACACAUUGAAUGUGCGUAGGGCCACAAUCCCUGCGGCUAAUGGACAUUGCUCGGCGCGUGCACUUGCUCGGUACUACGCAGCCUUAGCAGAUGGCGGUCUAGUACCACCACCACAUUCCUCUUUAUCCCAGCCACCACUUGGCAGCCACAACCACGUUCCGAAAUUCUCAUCGGUAAAUGACACAAUGAAAAAGAGAAAGGGUAAGGGUAAAGAGAUGGCAGCUACAGAGAAGCUUAAACCAAAAGAUCACAAAGAGAAGAAGUUCUAUGACGACAGAGAUUCAAGCAUAGAAAGUUUAGGCAGGCUAGUCAAUGAUACUAGCAGUUCUGCUGGCAAAACUGAGAUCAGUAGCAAUGAUCAUCAAGAUGAUAUUCACAAUAUGUUUAGCAAUCCAAGUAUCCAUGAUGCUUUUAUGGGUACUGGAGAUUACAGUGGCUUAGUACUUCCUGAUGGGAAGUUUGGACUUGGUUUUAAGCGUGUCACUUCAGAAGAUGGGUCUUUAGUUGGUUUUGGACAUUCGGGGUUGGGAGGAUCAACAGGCUUCUGUGACAUCAAAAACAGAUUCUCCAUUGCAAUAACACUCAACAAGAUGUCUAUGGGAGGUGUUACGGCUAAUAUUGUCAGGCUGGUUUGCUCAGAGUUAAAUAUCCCCAUGCCUAAGGACUUCUCUCUUUCAAGUGGUAUGGAUCCUGUAAUCAACUAAGGUUGGUUUUCUAUGUAAGUUUUGUCUGCUCAUGUUACAACAUACAAAGAGGUCCUUAGAAUCGCCUCAGAUAUAGCUGGAAAGUAUAGUGUAAUGAUCAGUGGAAUAUAAUGUAUUGUCUUUAUAUAUUUUAUACAUACACAUCUAUAACCCAAUAUUCACAUUUUCUGGAUCUCAAGUAAUAAAAGUAUAUGUU
Brassica oleracea var. oleracea is the source of this 3346-nucleotide messenger RNA. RefSeq lists its product as uncharacterized. The record is from RefSeq and is a predicted model, not a curated record. Gene Ontology annotation, cellular component: Golgi apparatus; endoplasmic reticulum. Bases 166 to 3150 code for a protein of 994 amino acids. NCBI's taxonomy places the organism in Eukaryota, Viridiplantae, Streptophyta, Magnoliopsida, Brassicales, Brassicaceae. The transcript has 19 exons.